Trichomycterus rosablanca is the source of this 4302-nucleotide messenger RNA. Its product is annotated as mitogen-activated protein kinase-binding protein 1-like. The record is from RefSeq and is a predicted model, not a curated record. Gene Ontology annotation, biological process: positive regulation of JNK cascade; negative regulation of canonical NF-kappaB signal transduction. Gene Ontology annotation, molecular function: protein binding. Gene Ontology annotation, cellular component: cytoplasm. Bases 1 to 4302 code for a protein of 1433 amino acids. Lineage: Eukaryota; Metazoa; Chordata; Actinopteri; Siluriformes; Trichomycteridae. The transcript is spliced from 28 exons.
AUGGAGACUUCCACCAUUAAAACCAGAAUUAAAAACCUACUUCGCUCCCCUUCAGUUAAACUCAAAAGAAACCGGCAAACCACCAGAGGAAGUCCUGCUGACAUGUUAACUCUGGAGCGAGUACUUGGUGUAACUACUUCAGGAAGCAGUGGACUAACAUGUGAUCCUUGUUCUGGUGCUGUGGCCUACCCAGCAGGGUGUGUGGUAGUGCUACUAAACCCUAGGAAGAACAAACAGCAGCACAUCAUUAACACAUCCAGGAAAACUAUAACCACUUUAGCCUUUUCAUCUGACGGCAAAUAUCUUGUCACAGGAGAGAGUGGUCACCUGCCUGCAGUGAGGGUUUGGGAUGUGUCUGAUGGCUCUCAGGUGGCAGAGUUACAAGAGCACAAGUAUGGUGUGGCCUGUGUAGCUUUCUCUCCUAACAGCAAAUACAUUGUUAGCGUUGGCUCUCAGCAUGACAUGAGUGUCAACGUGUGGGUCUGGAAGAAAAACAUGUUGGUGGCUGCUAACAAGGUGUCCUGUAAAGUAACAGCGGUGGCAUUUUCUGAGGACAGCUCCUACUUUGUGACAGCUGGGAAUAGACAUGUCAGGUUCUGGUACCUGGAACCCUGCAACUUAACCAAGCCUCUUACAGCUCCUGUUCCACUACUUGGGCGAUCAGGCCUCUUGGGUGAACAGCAGAACAACUUCUUUUGUGAUGUAGCCUGUGGACGAGGUGAGAAGUCCGAGAGCACUUUUUGUCUCACUCUUUCUGGGCUUCUCUGUGAGUUUAAUGAGAAGAGGAUGCUGGAUAAGUGGGUAGAUUUACGGACCAGUACAGCACAUGCUCUGACUGUCAGUGAGGAACUGAUCUUUUGUGCAUGCGCUGAUGGAACGGUUCGAGUAUUCAGCUCAUCUGAUUUGCGCUUCAUCUGCACCCUGCCUCUCCCUCAUCACCUGAGUACUGACAUGACUACUGUGACACAGGCCAGUAACAACUCUUUCAAGAAAUCAGACGCCCGUUAUCCUGACUCCUUGGCAGUGACCUUUGACCCUGUCAAUCUCUGGCUGUCCUGUGUGUACAGCGACCACAGUCUGUAUGUUUGGGACGUUCAAGAUUUGCAACGAGUCGGAAAAGUGCACUCGGCUCUCUAUCACGCCGCCUGUGUCUGGGACUUGCAGAUGUAUCCAAAAGCUACAGAGGGGUCGCCGACUGAGCUUUGUACCGCAGGACAGUUCUUCACCUGCUCUGCAGAUAACACAAUCCGUAUGUGGAGCACCGAGCCACACAACAACUCAACUGAUGUAAGUAUUCUCAGCAAUGAUCUUCACAAGGUUAUUUAUACAGAGAGUAACACUACAUGCCUGCUGGACAGAGAGAGAACAGCUGGCAGCAACACAGAAAAGCCUGAAGUGCAAACUGCAGAGAGCCGAACAGGCAUCAGAAGCAUCUGCAUCAGUCCAGAUGGCAAACAUCUGGCCUCAGGAGACCGAAAUGGCACACUCAGAGUUCAUGAUCUUAACAGUAUGGAGGAGAUCCUUAAAGCUGAGGUUCAUGACUCCGAGAUCCUGUGUUUGGAGUACUCCAAACCUGAAACUGGAUUAAAGCUGUUGGCGACGGCAGGUCGGGAUCGUCUGAUUCAUGUAUUGGAUGUUGAGGAGGACUACAGUGUGCUGCAGACCCUGGAUGAACACUCCUCCAUCACAGCAGUUCGCUUUGCUGCCAAUGAGGGGAAAGUAAGGCUUGUCAGCUGUGGAGCCGACAAGAGUAUAUACUUCCGUACUGCCCAUAGGACUUUCAGAGGAGUAAAAUUUAAGCGUACCCACCAUGUGGUGAGAAAAAGCACUCUUUACGACAUGGAUGUGGAUCCCACCUGCAAGUAUGCUGCCGUAGGCUGUCAGGACAGAAGGAUCAGAGUGUUCAACAUAAGCAGUGGAAAACAAAAAAAAUACUUUAAAGGCUCUUUUGCUGAAGAUGGAAGCCUUCUGAGGGUGCAAAUUGAUCCUUCUGGUCUGUAUGUGGCCACCAGCUGUUCUGAUAAAAAUAUCAACUUGUUUGACUUCCGGACUGGAGAGUGUCUGGCUGCCGUGUUUGGACACUCAGAAAAUAUCACUGGUAUCAAGUUCACUAGUGACUGCAGGCAUCUGAUCUCAGUCUCAGGAGACAGCUGUAUUUUUAUAUGGCGUCUUGCUCCUGAGCUGACCAUUAACAUGAGGGAGCGUCUGGAUCAGUUGAAGCGCUGUCAAAUCAUCCCAGCCCUUACACACUCUGUGUUCAGACGUGAUUCUACAAGCAGCCUGGAGCUGCACAGCACUCUGUCUCUACCUACCUGCUCCACCGAGAGUGAUGAAGCAGAGGAUCAUGAAGACGAAGACAGAUUUGGUGACAUCCAAACCCCAGAUGAAAAUGACAUUCACCAAAAAUCAUUAGAAGAUGAACAAGGUGCUUCAGAUGAGGCUCAUGACUGGGACUCUUCUAUUAAGCCCCAGGAGUCAUGUACAGGUACAUGUGGAUCUGAGCCAUCUCUGCCCCAGGUUCCUCACAAGAGAAAACGUUGGAACUGCAGGAUGGGCUCUUUGGAUCUAAUGGUGAAGUCCAUGUUGGAGCUUCGGCAGCUUGACUCUUUUUCUAGGCCCAACUCUCCCAAGAGAGGUCAUCUUAGCAACCAGGCCAGUGGCAGCACUGCUAGCCUGAAAGCCAAUACGGUGAACUCAUUACAAUGCAAUCCUCACUCUGCCUGGUUAUCUCCUGCUUCAUCUCCGGAGCCUGAAGGUGUAGUGUUGUACCCAGUUUUGUGCCCAAGCACUGACUUCCAGUCUGAAGCCUGCCAGUUGCAGAGAGAAAAUGUGAAGUGUCAUGACAGCCCUAGCCGUGACAGUGGUGGCUCUGCUGGCUAUGGAAGUGGAGGAUCCAGCCCAGAGCAGGGCAGUGAAGGCUCUGAUAAUACUGAGCCAUUAAGUAUCGAUGAGGAGCAUUACACACAAGAAGAGGAGGACAAGGACAGAGGAAAGUCAUUUCACAAACCGGAGAGCCUUAAUCAAGAGAGAUUUCUCAAGCAGCACUCUCGGACGAUGGCUGAAAUCAAUAAAGGUCAGAAGCCCAGACCCAGAAGCAGCAUUUCAGCAAGCUUUUUUGCACAAGGCUCCACCACCAGUAGUCCCUCCAGGUCCUUCUCCAAGACUGGCAGAAAGUCUAAAAGAGGUCCAAGUUGUGUAUUUAAGCCUCAAUACAUCCCAGUGCAUCCCAUGCAAGAGGACAAGAGUCAGGAACAGGGCUUGGAGGAGAAGACGGAGACAAACCUUCCUGAUCUGCUAGGCUCAACCCCAAAGAGGAGGAAAUCUAAUAGAGUGCAAGAGGUCAACCCAAUAAGCAAGUGGAGGGUGAAGUCAAUGUCUACACACAGCCUAUUAGCAGAAAGUAGUCAGAAAUCUGUAACCUCAUCCUAUCUAAAACGAGAGUCUUACCCUCCAGUUUCUGAGCUUCCCACAGAGAAGAGUGAUGCCAAAAUACAAUCACGCCACUCAUCUUCAACAGAAAGUCCAUCUGCUCAUCUCUGGGACAGCCCUAACACACAACGGCGCUUCAAGAAUCGCUCCUACAUGAACCCCACUACAAGCUUUAAAGCCAAGGUCUGCCGCUCUGUGUCCCUCGGAGAGGGUCUUCAUUUAAACCUGCCCACUGGCCAGACGACACCUAGCACAGGGUCAUGCCAAUCUCCGACCAGUCCAUCUGAUGCCAGUACGCCUCUUCUGCCAUCUCCGUCCAGCCCUCUGCCUGGUCCAUGCAACCAGGGUGAACCAGAGUUAAGUCAUGGUGGAAGUCAGACUUCACCUGUUAAAAUAAACAAGACUCAUGUUUUAUCAAGGACAAGUUUAUCAUCAUCUCCAGUUUCUCAUUCUGAGCCUGUUAAAGGCAACCCUGAAGCUUUGUCCUACACCAAACAGCACCCCCUGGUGGCUGUCCAGGCCUACAACGUGAUGCAUGAGAGCCAGACUGAUCAAGCAAAGACCUCAGUCAACCUGGAGACUUGCAGACAGGCUGCAGCUGAGUUGUACAGCAGCAUAAAGAAAGCCACACAGCUCUUCGGAAUGAUGAACUCUGAUGCUGGGGAUAAGGGGACAGAGCAGCAGGAAAUGGGGCGAGUGCUGGUGGAUGCUCUGUUCAUGGCGCGCUCUGAGCUGGAGGCUGUUCCUGGACUCUGCUCUAAGGUGGAGCCGAUGGGGUCAAGUGAAGGUGAAGAUAAAACGUUAGCCCUGCUGGAGCAGUACUCUGAGCUCCUGCUGCAGUCUGUAAAGAAAAAACUUGAAGACAAGAUCUAG